AUGGCUCAAGUUUUCGCAGGAAUCCCUCUGAAGAACCGUGAAGGCGUCGAUCUUGAUGCCGAAAAGCAUUUGAAAGGAAAAGUGAGUUGGUGAGGUGGUCCAUGAACUUGCAUUUGAUCAGUUAGUUCAGAUCGUCGGACUGUACUUCUCCGCCAGUUGGUGCCCUCCGUGCCGUGCAUUCACUCCGAUACUCAAAGAGUUCUUCGAGCACAUUCAAAAGACGCAUCCGGAAUUCGAAGUUGUGUUUGUGUCCCGUGAUCGGAACUCGGCAGAUCUAGUCCAAUACUUCACUGAUCACAUGGGAAACUGGACGUACAUUCCAUUUGGAAAUGAUAAGAUUAUGUACGUUUGGAUAUUGUUGCAAUUUCUAACUUCGUCCCGUGUUCAGUGAACUCCUCCAGAAGUACGAAGUCAAGACAAUUCCGACAAUGAGAAUUGUGAAGGAGAACGGAGACGUUCUGAUUCAAGACGCUCGAACCGAGAUCCAGAACAAGGGAUCCGAUCCGGAAGCACUGUGGCAAGAGUGGUCUCUUUUGUUUGAAUGA
Molecule: messenger RNA, 545 nt
Organism: Caenorhabditis sp. 36 PRJEB53466
Lineage: Eukaryota; Metazoa; Nematoda; Chromadorea; Rhabditida; Rhabditidae
Source: the annotation of a GenBank genome assembly